Molecule: messenger RNA, 1400 nt
Organism: Nylanderia fulva
Lineage: Eukaryota; Metazoa; Arthropoda; Insecta; Hymenoptera; Formicidae
Product: transmembrane protein 19
Cellular component (GO): membrane
Source: RefSeq, a predicted model, not a curated record
AUUCGCCUUUCUCAAAAGUUAUAAUUUAUUUUAAUUAUGUAUAAAAAAAUUGCAUUUGCGCUGCUCGUUUAUAAUAUAUUUUGAACGUGAUGUUGCCAGGUAGCAGGUCACGAGAAGCGGAAACGUAGUUUUCGUCAAUCGUAAUUGAUCGAAUUUAUCGCGAUUCGAAUAUACGUCGAAUUUAUUUCUUCCAAUAUGAUCUCUCCUGGAAAUCGCGAGGAGACCCGGCACUCUCGCGUAUUUAUGCCGGUUGUUUUAAGUGCCUGCGCGAUUCCGAUCUCGAUGGUCUUCUGGAUAGUAAACGUGGCUUAUUCAAUACUAUGGUCGAACAGCAGAAACUUCACGGAAGAACACUCAGUUAUCUCACCGUGGAGAUGGCUGGCCGCAGUCGUCAUUCCAUUAUUAUUCCUGUCCUGGGGCUUGCGCAAAAAAAGUCUGCACAUUAGUGGUGCAAUUUUUGGUUUUUUCGUGGGCUUUAUCUUGACACUUUCAAAUUUUGCUCACUUGUCAGCUCUUGUGACAUUCUUUAUCACUGGUUCAAAAGUGACGAAGUUUCGAUCUAAACAAAAGCAAAAACUUGAAGCUGAUUUCAAGGAAGGUGGCCAACGGACCUGGAUACAGGUGCUGUGUAACAGCGGCAUGGCUACACAAUUGGCUUUAUUGUACCUUUUGGAUGUCGGAAGCGGAGAAAGACCGAUCGACUUCGACAAGGAAUAUCGAAGCUCGUGGUUGUCCAUUGGAAUACUAGGAGCAUUUGCAUGUUGCAAUGGUGAUACAUGGGCUUCAGAAUUGGGUACAGUCAUUGGCACAAAUGAUCCUUUUCUUAUUACAACAUGGAAAAGAGUACCAAGAGGAACGAAUGGCGGUAUAUCGUGGAUAGGUCUGUUAUGUUCCACCCUUGGUGGUUUGAUAGUUGGGCUUAUCUAUUAUAUUGUGAUAACAUAUACUGUUGAUACGGCUGUAUUGCAACUAGCAGCACCACAGUGGCCUAUGAUAGUUGUCGCAGGAUUUGGAGGCCUCUUUGGCUCCCUUUUAGAUUCCUUCCUUGGUGCGACUUUACAGUAUUCAGGAAUUGAUGAGAAAGGUUUUAUAAUGGAGCGGCCGGGAAAAGGUGUAAAACAUAUUUGUGGUAAACAGAUCCUAGAUAAUCACAGUGUUAAUCUCCUUUCUAGUAUUGGUGUUGCCCUCUUUCUUCCAAGAUUUGCCAAUCUUUUUUGGCCAUAAAAUUUUAGAUUGAUUAAAAAUAUAAUAUCUAUUAUCGAAUUCAUUAAUUUUAUUUUUAUCUAUAUAAAGAAAAAUCCCGCACGGUUUUGUAUAUCUUCUAUAUUUUUCUAUCCUGCUUUACUUUAUUGUUAGAGAUGAAAGCGAUACUUUAAAAAUGAAUAAAAAAUCUAAGAUUA